UGUAAAUAUGACAUUUUAACUUAUGCUAUUCUGAGAAUAUAAUGUGUGCUAUUAUCAACGUCGUUUCUUCAAUGUGAAUUUCUUAAAUACUAUGUUAACGUUAAAUUAGUGUAGACUUUUCUCAUUUUUCCAUUCAUAAAUUUUGAUUUGAAUGCGAUUUGGCGGCUAUUUCUACGAGCUUGGACGACUUCUGUCAUGAAGAAAGUCUUUCUCAGCAGACAUGAAGACAAGAAACCCUCCUUCCAAGGCAAUCUUAAAUUCUCAGAAAGUUCGUCCAGAGACGCAUAAAUUAACGGAAAAUAUGGUUGCAGAUUCCAAAACGGAUUCUGUUUCCAGCCUCGUGAGAGCUGUGCUUGUGAAAGCAUGGCGAGAGCGAUGGAAUGAAAUAAGAUGGGGAGUUUGCUUGAAACGAGUUCUCGCUAGCUACCCUGAAGAAAACUGUGACCUUGCUGAAAUACUACUACAGCAAGCUUUAGUUGGUACGAGCCCAAACACUUUGGUUAUGUCUUACCUCCGUCAUGCUAUCAGUUCUCAACUCAUCACUCACAACGUAGCCUACCGAAAUAUUACAAAAUUUGAAGACUUCAAUCGACCUUACUGUAUUCUUGGUUUAGUGGAACUGGUUGAGAGUGUAACAGUAAAGUUUAGUUUUGCUUGUACUGCUGACUCUCCUCUGGUUUUAUCACGUUCAUUACAAAAGCUACUUCAUUGGUUGCUACUUUGUAUAUUAAAAUCUUUACAAAGACUUGCUGAAGGUAGACAAACCCAAGAACAUAUCACCAUUAUAGACCGAACGUGUACUGCUAUCCAGAAGAUAAUGCAAGGAGGUCCUAUAUGGGCAUUGUUAUACAUUGCCAGAUCUGAAGAUAAUGAGACUUACAGAGAAUUUGAACAGACAGAAGUGAAUGUCCGAGGAACAGUUACACAAUUACAACAAAAUGUCAUAUCAAUCCAGCAACGAGAGAAAGUUAUAGAAACAUUACUGGUUCUUGGCGGUCAAGAAAUGCAAAAUUCUUCAGAUAAAGCAGUUUUAGAAGUCAGUCAUUUAACAGUUUGUCCAACAGUAAAUGCAUUGGUAGCUCUUGAAGCUGUUCUAAACCCAACAAAUGAUGUACAACCAUUCCUGGAACAGCUGCUUGUUAUAGAGAAACUUGCAAAACUUAAUCGUGCCAAGUUAUACUGUGAAUUAAUGCGAGCCUGCUUUAUGGGAUUAAUCGAUUCCAAUGGCGGCCAAGAGGAACUGAAAUGGGCAGCAUUUACUUUCUUAAAACUCCCGCAGGUUUUAUUGCGGAUUCAACGGCAAUCGCCCGGCCAGGACUUUUCUCAUGAACUUGAAUUGGGUUUUGAUAGACUAUUAAGCUAUGUACCUUUGUUGGAUGUCACAGAUUUACGGCUUAACUGUGACUGUGUUACGUUUUUGUUGAAGGAGUGCCAGAAGUAUUCCUUGCUAACUGAAAUACAGGGCUCUAAAUUGCAGCAACGCAGGUUAGUUUCUGUGGCCAGUAAACUCCAUCUUUCACUUACCGUCUCUCUACACCCCCCUGUUGAGCUAGGGACUGAUGUUAUGCAGCCUGCACCGUUAUUGAGUUCAAUAAACUCGGAAACACAAAAACCUAGAUCAUCAGAUGCUGUUUCAAACACACAACCCAGUGUUAGUUUGAUUCUACGAGCUGAGCCUACAGUCACAAGUAUUCUCAAGUUUACUGGUUCCCCUCAUAAUAUGACGACUGUAGAAGAUGUGCAUUCAACAUUAGAUGCUGAUUACUCAAAAAACCAAGAACCUCUUCUUGGAGUAUUAUCACAUAUGCUCUCUGGGAAAAGUUUUGAACUAAUUCUUGCAGCUGCUGCUGCCACUGGAAAGCUGCAAAGCUUUGCUAUCAAGCUAGUCAAGUUUAAUGAAUUUGCACGUCAAGCAACUGGUGAGGGUGGAAAAGCAGCCAAUACAAGAGCUUUGUUGUUUGACAUUUCUUUCUUAAUGUUAUGUCACAUAGCACAACUUUAUGGUGCCGAGAUAAUUACUUCAAGUCCUGAUUGCUCGGAGUCUUUCUUUGCUCAAUGGUCAAUGAAAUGUCUGCCAGAAGAUGGUAAAUACAAAUGUAUAGAGAAUAGCAGUCCUAGUGACCAACACAAAGUUGACUUGCUUUUAAACCAGUUUACAAAUGGAGGGGAACAUAAAAACAGUAUGGCUCGCUGGCACGAAAUCUGUAUGAAUGCUCCAUUUGCAAUGCAAGAAGUUCUGUUUGCAUGGGAACAUGGUGCUUUAUCUGCUGAUAACGUUAAGAAUAUAUUAGAUUGUGUAAAGAAAAAGAUGUGCUGUCUACCCGUCGUAGUAUCAGCCUGGUUAUGUAGUUACAUGAACACAGUUGGUGAAGAAGCUCGAUCAAAACCACAUAACAUGCUUGAACAACUCAGUCGUGUUAAUCCAGAUUCCCAAGGACAAUAUCCAUCAGAAAAUUAUCAUGAAAGGUCUCAUCUUAUGAGUAUAAUUUUGUGCAAAAUGAGUAAUGAUAUUUUACCUGCCUCAAGACGCUCAACUGCUCAGCAGUAUAUUCCCCCAAAGGCUCUACCUGGCAAAGUCAUGGAUCAGACGACACAAGCCAUAUUUGAAAAAGGCUGGGUAGAUUUACGGAGUCUACAUGCUUUAGAACAAUUAUUAAAUUUAUGUGGGUCUGACUGGUUUAGUGAUAGGCUUGUUGCAAUGAUGCUAGCUGGUAAUCGGCUUGAAGAUUUAUCCUUAUCUCUUAGUUUAUCAUUUGCUCUUUGCCACAUGGACCUUGAGAAUAUCAGCUUAAGUCUGCUGUUACACACUCUUCCCAACAUACUGAGUUCCCGACAUAAAAUGCAUAUGCUCGUCAAUCCCCGAGGUGCAAUGUUAGCAAAACUAUGUGUUAUGUGCAUUGUAGGAGCUCAGAUGGCAAAAUCAAAUAGUAAAGAUUCAUUCCAUUACACUAAAAGAGGACGAAAACGCCCAUUCCAUGAAGUAGACUGGGAGGAACCUGAAGAUGAAAAUAGAAAAAACAAAAUGCGUAAAGUUCAUGAACCUCAAAUUACACUCGACUCAGAAGGUUUUAAUUUGGAUUUCAUUACUGCCAAAGAAGAAGGUGAACCAUCACCACCCUAUGAUACUAAAGAUCCUUUGAACAAAGCAGUCUUGAAUCUCAUGAGGAUGAUGAACUCACUCUUACAUAGCAGUAUAAUCAGCCCUCGAACUGGUUUUGUAGCUGCACUUAUUGAAGAAGCAGUACGAUGUGGCAGGCAAUAUUCUCGUCUUAUUCUUCAAUUCAUGCCUCAAGGAAUGGUUACUCAGUUAUUAAAAUGUUUACCAGGAUCUCUAACAAAUCAACAAAUUCUCUCUAUAUGUGAUUUAUCCACCACUGUGGGACGUAAAGUAGCAGCUAAAGCAAUAUACCAAAAUGCACAGAUGAAAAAAGUAUAAAAUAACAUUUCUUUUUUUUUUUUUUUUUAUAAAUAAAAUUAUAAAUAAUU
Octopus sinensis (East Asian common octopus) is the source of this 3486-nucleotide messenger RNA. RefSeq names its product mediator of RNA polymerase II transcription subunit 24. Gene Ontology annotation, molecular function: transcription coregulator activity. Bases 221 to 3436 code for a protein of 1071 amino acids. The record is from RefSeq and is a predicted model, not a curated record. The transcript is spliced from 26 exons. Gene Ontology annotation, cellular component: mediator complex. Lineage: Eukaryota; Metazoa; Mollusca; Cephalopoda; Octopoda; Octopodidae.